AUGCCGUACGUUGGAGUAGGAGCACAGAAAGGUGAACACUUAUUUUUCGUUGUUUGAACUCUCACCUUUGCAAUGACCUCAACAGCUGCUGCUCAGUUUGGGCGGGGGCCUGCUCACACCACUCACCUUGCUCAAGUUUUUAUUUUUGACGCGAGUUCUCCUCAAAAUUGUUACCUUCAUUUUGCUUGUGAUUUCUAAUAGUUUGAAACAACAUUCGAAGAUUAGAGUUCGCUGGGAGACUAAUGUUCUCAGCGAUUGUCCACUAAUCAAAUGCACACUUGCAACAUUUUGGCCAGCCCGGCCCGUUUCUCAAGCAAAGUAUGAUUAGAUGCAAUAGUUUUUAAGAAAUUGUUAGUUAGGAAAUACACAUUGCAAAACGAAAAAUGGUUCAGUUAACAUGUGAUGUUUCACAUAACGCGCAAAUUUGGAGUUAAUCCGAUCUCGAACUAGACAAAAUGAAAUGAAGGCCGAAUUUUAUUUUAAAUUCACACUUGUAAAGUUCAACCACACUAGUGACCAAAGCAAUGGAAACUUCAACCGUUUUAGCUUCUACAAGCUUGACCGGAGCUGCGAUGGUAAAGGCGUACAUCGCCAUCGCAGUAUCUCUUCUCUUUGUAUUCUGUAUAACGGCUGUUGGUCUUCAUCAUUCGGAGCGCCGGUUCAAUAAAUACAACAAAGUAUCAAUUGAUGGUGAGCAAUAAUUGAAACGUUCCCCUUAAUAUUAAUCACAGCUUUUUUUUUAGAUAUCCACAAAACCGAUGCAAAAACUAUACAAGAGAACAUAAAAUCAGAAAACAUCAAGCAGUACUUACGGACAUUCACGAAAGAUCCGCAUAUCGCCGGAACCGAUGCUAACAAGAAAGUAGCAUACGCGAUUGCAAGUGCCUGGUCAGAAGCCGGUCUGGAAGAUGUUCACACUCUGCCAUAUGAAGUUCUUCUUUCUUAUCCGGAUUUUGAAAAUCCCAAUUCUGUCGUGAUCCAGAGUUCUUUUGGGAAAGAAGUUUUCCGGAGCAAAGGAGUCAGUCCUGUUAUCAUACCUGACGAGCAAUCUGGAAAAUGUGAGUAAUUUCAACUGCAGGGCUGUAUUCCAGAACCUGGAAGCGUUUUUAUUAUUACAUGAAUAGCUUUAUUUCCAGUCGCCGGACAUCAAUGGCUUGCAUACGCUGGAAAUGGGACUGCCUCCGCUGAUGUUGUUUAUGUAAAUAGAGGAAAUGCGAACGACUUCAAAAACUUGAAACUAAUGGGUGUGGAUGUGAAAGGCAAAAUUGCAUUGAUGCGAUACGGACAUGGUUUCCGAGGCGAUAAAGUGUACAAAGCUCAGCUGGCAGGAGCAAUUGGAGCCAUUCUCUUUUCGGACACUUCGGAUGUUGCUCAAGACGGAGUUGAAGCUGGUGAGAUACCUGAUGCACAAAAUUAACAAUGCGUGGUAAUGUGGUACGUAAUUAUUUUAGAACAUGUUUACCCGAAAACCAUCUGGAUGCCAAACGAAGGAGUCCAGCGAGGAUCUCUAAUGCAUGGCGACGGUGAUCCAUUGUCUCCCUACUACCCAUCAAAGAAAGAACUGUUCAAGGGCAGAACGAUUGAUGAGGUGAGUUUUUUUUCGAAGUUUUGAAACGUUUAUUAGCAUAAGAAUAAAUUAGGCCAAAGAAGACCACACACUGCCUUCAAUCCCGGUUCUUCCUGUUUCUUACUCGACAGCUCUUCAAAUUCUGAAAAGAAUGACCGGACGCCCCGUUCCCUCUGACUGGCAAGGUUUCUAAAUCUGACCACUUUUUGGUGAACCACAUGUGUUUAUUUUAGGAUUCGUUGGUGGAAACUUGACAUACAAACUUGGUCCCGGAUUUGUGAAUAGCGAGAAAUUGACCAUCAACGUGCAUAGUGAGCUGAAGACCAAGUGAGUUAAGAAAUCGAAUCAGUUGAGGGGUGCGUAACUCGAAAUGAUGUCAUCACUUAGUGUUGACUUUUUCACAAUUGGUAAUCUUUGUACUCACUGGCUAAAAUUCACACUUCUCAGCAAUGCUUGAGGCUAAUUGCAGGCGCAUUCGGAAUGUGAUUGGCUACAUCCGGGGAUCGGAGGAGCCCGACCGAUACGUAAUGCUUGGAAAUCACUUUGAUGCAUGGGUUUACGGCUCAAUUGACCCGAAUUCCGGAACAGCGGUUCUUGCAGAAGUGGCCAGAGCCAUGAUGCAAACGAUAAAUGAGACCAGUUGGAGACCAGGUUAGAAAUUGUGUGAUAAUAAUCUGAACCUACACGAAAGGCCAAGACAAUAAUAAGGGGGUUAUUAUUCAUCAAAUUGAUUCUACUGGAACAUACACACGUCUUAAUAAAUUUUGUAACAAAAUCGAGCAGAUUUUCAGCUCGCACAAUCGUUUUCAAUGCAUGGGACGCUGAAGAGUUUGGCCUGAUUGGCUCAACUGAAUUUGUUGAAGAAUUCGUCGACAUCCUUCAGAAAAGAGCCGUUGUCUACAUCAACAUGGACUGCAUACAGGGAAAUGCGAGCUUGUUAGUUGGUUUCUUACUCACUUUUUCUUUUCCUUUUCCCAUCCCGUUACAUAAUCAUCCUGAUUUGCUCUAGUAUGUGAUGUGAUGCGGGACAAAUUCAAUUUUUCUUUAGGCACGUCGACACAGUUCCGAUUCUCGAGCAUGUCGCAAUUGAGGCAGCAAAACAAGUUGAAAAUCCGUCGAAACGGGAAAAGGCCCGUGGAAGAAACACUGUGUACGACACUUGGAUGAAAGUGUUUCCCGACAAAAAAGGAGGAGUCCCAAGGAUGCGAGUUCCUGGAGGAGGCUCCGAUCAUGCGCCAUUUUUGAACUUUGCGGGAGUUCCUGUCAUUAACUUCAACUACAAGAACUAUUCAACGUUUGACACGUACCCACUUUAUCAUACAAUGUAUGAAACGCCAUUUGCAAACAUUCACUUGAUGGAUACCGACGACUUGGCUAUUCACAGAGCAAUUGGACAAUACUGGGCAGAGUUGGCAAAGUAGGUUUGCAAGAAAUGAAAAGCAUAACAUUGUUUAUUUUCAGAAUAUUCGCCGAUGAAGUAGUUCUUCCAAUGAACACUACUCAUCUGGCUUCCGUUAUGCUCAAAAGCUACCUUCCACAACUCAAAGCUUCAAUUUCUGGAAUUAAUGUGUCCAGAACUGAUUUCGAGAAUAUUCGCACUCAAUACGCUCUGCUUUCCAAAAGCGCUCAGGAUCUUCUGGCAAUGUCGAAGAAGUUUGAGGAAACCAUUCAUUUCACAAAGCAUAGUUUCUCUCAAAACCCGUAUGAUCCAAAACAUGUGAACGCUGUAAACGAGAGACUCAUCAGGUAGAAUAAUAAAAUACGAAUAUUCAUAAUAGUGAGUGUGUUCCAGUACGGAAAGAUGUUUCAUCAAUCCAAGAGGAGUUUCUCAACACAACCCGUCUGCCAGACAUGUCCUCUUCUCCGUCAGUGACUCGGAUUCCUAUUCCAAUUCUUUAAUGGCUGGUAUUCAGAACGCGGUAUGAAGAUAUUUACUGAAUUACAAAGAAAUUAUGAAAAAUUCAGAUUGACGCUUACCAAGUGAGCCCAUCGAAAAAGAGGCUGCGUGAGAUUAUUAAUCAAAUAUCCAUUGUUCAAUACUCGGUGAUUUGCGUGGUCAACACUUUACGACAUGUGAUUUGA
Caenorhabditis sp. 36 PRJEB53466 is the source of this 3649-nucleotide messenger RNA. NCBI's taxonomy places the organism in Eukaryota, Metazoa, Nematoda, Chromadorea, Rhabditida, Rhabditidae. The record is from the annotation of a GenBank genome assembly.